AGAGGCAGGAAACUGGAGAGAGAGGAAACUGCCCUAAGGAGAAAGAAGAGGAGGAAAGAGGCGAAAGAGGAGGAGAGACUUGGAAGGAGAAAGAAGUAGAGGAGAGAGGAGAGAGAGGCAGAAGGAGAGGAGGGAAAGGAGAGUUAGAGGUACAUGAAGGAAGCGAGAAAGCAGGAGGUACAAGGUGGAGAGAGGACCUCAGAAGGAGAGAGAACCAAGAGUAGGAAUGUGGAAGGGAAACAGCGCAGGGUGUAACCAGGGAGCAGCCAUGGAAGGAACCGGUGGAGAACUGGGGGGACAAGGAAACUGGGGUCUCGAAGAUGCCCCAGGCCUCUUGGCCAGGGCCUCCCUGCCCAUCAUGCCUGCAUGGCCAUUGCCUCUGGCCUCAUCUGCCCUUACCCUGCUCCUUGGAGCUCUCACUUCCCUCUUCCUCUGGUACUGCUACCGCCUGGGCUCCCAAGAUAUGCAGGCCCUAGGGGCUGGGAGUCGGGCUGGGGCUGUCAGUGGUAGGCCUGGAGGGUGCUCUGAGGCUGGCAGACCAAGCCCACGGAGCUCUGGGGAGUCUGUGGAAGGACCUAGGACAGAAGGCCUAGUGAGCCGUCGCCUUCGGGCCUACGCCAGGCGCUACUCUUGGGCAGGGAUGGGUAGGGUGAGGCGGGCGGCUCAGGGUGGCCCAGGCCCUCGGGGAGGGCCAGGGGUCCUGGGCAUUCAGCGCCCAGGCCUGCUUUUCCUGCCAGACCUGCCCUCAGCCCCGUUCGUGCCACGGGACGCCCAGCGGCAUGAUGUGGAGCUCCUGGAGAGCAGCUUCCCUGCCAUUUUGAGGGACUUUGGGGCUGUGAGCUGGGACUUCUCAAGGACUACCCCUCUGCCUCGGGGCUGGUCCCCACCACUGGCCCCUGGGUGCUACCAGCUCCUGCUAUACCAAGCAGGCCGGUGCCAACCCAGCAACUGCCGCCGGUGCCCGGGGGCCUAUCGGGCACUGAGGGGGCUGCGAAGCUUUAUGAGUGCCAACACCUUCGGCAAUGCUGGCUUUUCCGUCCUCCUGCCCGGGGCCCGGCUCGAGGGCCGCUGUGGGCCCACCAAUGCCCGAGUCAGAUGCCACCUGGUCAUCUCCUGUGCUACCAGUUGAAUGUGUUCUACACUUCAAAGCACGCUGGCUUUGAAGAGAUCUGGAGCAAGGCCAGAUCUUUUCUCCUUAUCUCCUACCUGUUCCCUUCUUCCCCUUCCCUCCCACCAUGCCCUAAAUCAUGAAUGCCUUCUGGCUGAUCCUGGCAGAUGCCACACACAUGCUCUUAACCUCUUAACCUAGAAUGUCUUUCCCCCUUAUCACCUCCCGGAAAACUCCUACUUAGCCUUCACGACUCACACUUUCAAAUGCCACACCUCCUCUGGAAUGUCUUCCCCUUCCCCAUCAUUUAAGCUGGCUCCUCAGUUUUCUGCACCCCAGUGUGUGGUCCUUGGCAGGAUGGAGCCAUGUUUUAUGCCUUUUGGGGAGAGAGGGCCUAACACACAGUAGGUUCUUGAGUUAAACUGUCAGAAGCCCAAGAGGAGAUGCUGCUUCCUUUAGGAAGCUUUCCCUCUUCUCUGAAACAGAACAGAUUGUGCUUUGCACUGCAUUUUCUGUACCCUAGCAUUUCUUUCAUCCAGUACUGUAUUGUAAUUUUACGUGGGUCACCUUCCAGAGAACGAGGAGGGACCACCAUAGAACCUGGCAUUUAAGACUCUCAGAUCUGCUUUUUGACUGAAUGGAGUGGGCCCCUUCGAUGGAGGCAGGAAUGUUGGAGGGAGGCCCGGAUCUCUUUCUACAGGUCUGAAGAUCCCCCCUGGCUGUGAG
Messenger RNA from Physeter macrocephalus (sperm whale), 1834 nucleotides. RefSeq names its product aspartate beta-hydroxylase domain containing 1 (gene ASPHD1). The record is from RefSeq and is a predicted model, not a curated record. Bases 227 to 1129 code for a protein of 300 amino acids. The transcript has 2 exons. Gene Ontology annotation, cellular component: membrane. Lineage: Eukaryota; Metazoa; Chordata; Mammalia; Artiodactyla; Physeteridae.